AUGUCUGAGACCUCAGCUAGCAAGGACAGUCUCCCGGCUGAGUGCCCUGUGUGCUAUGAGAAAUUUCACCCACUGGAGGCCACACGCCGGAAACUCAGUUGUGGGCACACCUUCUGCCAUGACUGCCUGGUGAAGUGUUUGCUCUCCACCAAGCUUGAUGGCCAGGUCCAGAACAGCAUCAUCUGCCCUGUCUGUCGCUAUGUGACUUUCCUCAGCAAGAAGAAGGCUGUCUGGCCACUCAAGGCAGGGACAAACUCCUGGACACUGGAAAUACCUCUAUCACCUUCCUCCCUGUGCCAUCUGACCAAGCUGGAGCCCACCAACACUUUAGUGGUUCCUAGCCAUUUUGUGAUGCCAGUGCAAAGUUUCGACCAAUGUUGCAGCCCGAGAAACACACCUCUGGACUCUCUAGGGGUCCCAGGAGAGUUGGCACAGGAAGCCCAUAUCUUUGUGAUAAGCGACCAUGGGAUGCCACUGGUAGAUGAGGACUGUGGCUCACUGGGGAGGAGAAGCAGAGCAGAAACAUUGAGCUCAGUGUCAUCCAGCCCUGCAUUGGGAGUGAAAUGUUGCCAGUCACCCAUUGCCCUGGCUGUCCUGCUCAUCUUGACUGUGGCGCUGCUUGCAGCUGUUCUCCCUUGGCUGCUGCUGGUGAAGAGGGACUCGUAG
This is a messenger RNA of Rhea pennata, 666 nucleotides long. RefSeq names its product ring finger protein 222 (gene RNF222). The transcript has a single exon. Lineage: Eukaryota; Metazoa; Chordata; Aves; Rheiformes; Rheidae. The record is from RefSeq and is a predicted model, not a curated record. Bases 1 to 666 code for a protein of 221 amino acids.